This is a messenger RNA of Salvelinus sp. IW2-2015, 3516 nucleotides long. Its product is annotated as AP-4 complex accessory subunit RUSC2-like. The record is from RefSeq and is a predicted model, not a curated record. Lineage: Eukaryota; Metazoa; Chordata; Actinopteri; Salmoniformes; Salmonidae. Gene Ontology annotation, molecular function: protein binding. Gene Ontology annotation, cellular component: cytoplasmic vesicle.
GGAGAGAGAGGAGGAGGACGAGGAGUAGGAGAGGGAGGAGAAGGAGGGAGAGGAGGAGUAGGAGGCGGCAGCACAGGUAGCGAUAAUUUGUCUGUGACGUCCAGUAACUCGGAGGACCAGGUGAUGGUGGCCAACACUCUGCCCAGGGUGAAACCAAGGGAACAGGCCAACACUCUGCCCAGGGUGAAACCAAGGGAACAGGCCAACACUCUGCCCAGGGUGAAACCAAGGGAACAGGCCAACAACCCUCUCCGGCUCCGCUACAACCCUUUUCUGCUCAACACGGAGGAGGAUGAUGAUGAGGAGGAGGAAGAGGACGAAGACGAUAGUGAUAAUCUCAACGGUUACCUGGAAGAUUCAUCCUUCCAUCUUCAUGGCAAUACAAACUCCGCCCUAGAUGAGGAGGGAGACGGGGUCACGCCCUUUCACCUCCACGACCUGGGGUUCACCACACACGAGCCCUUCCUGUUGCAAAGCACCCUGGGAAAGCACUCCUGGGGCUGCUCUGGGGAACGGGACUCCCUCAGGGGUGUUGCCUCCGAUCUCUCCGCCCACCUGGAGGGCCUAGACCUGCUGGUAUUGGAUGGUCCUCGCCGACACGGCAGCAGCGGCUCCACCCUCUCCAUGGACUGCGGAGAGCAGGAGUGGGCUGAGGAUGAGGAGGAGGAGGAAGACCCAAUGAGGGGUGGUGGGAGGAGCAGUAGCCAGGCUGACUCGUCUUCCUCCAGCUCCACCCAUCAGCUCUGCUCCUGCUACGGCCUCUCACAGACGUUUCACGAACACUUCCCGGAACAGUUUUCCCAGUCGUUGGAAAGCCAGCUGGGCUACGGCAGCGUAUCGUCCUGUAACAGCUCGGAUGGCAUGCUGGUCAACUUCAGUGCCAUUUAUAACAAGAUCAAUAACAGUGUCCCUUCGACCUCCUCCGAGCCACCUCCUCCUGCCACAACCACCAACCUGAACAGUUCCACUGACCACUCCUACACCUCCUCUGUCUGCACCUCUUCUGUACUGGAUGGGGAGGCAGGGAGCCCAGGAAGUGCCAGAGACAGGGGUGCUUUCUACCUAGACCUCCACACUUCCCCCACCGAGCCCCCCAACUCUCAUCAACCCUCUUGCUCCUCCAAUAGCACCCUGCCGUUUGGACUCCACCCCCACACCAACACCUCCUCAUGCACCUGCUCAGCCGAACACCAGGGGGCUCUAGAUCUGGACGCCAACUGCAAUUCUUACCAGCCUCCCCACCACUCAGACUCAGGAAGUGACCUCACAUCCUGUCUGCAGAGCCAGGCCCGUCUGGUGGUAGCCACCCAGAACUACUACAAGUUGGUGACCUGUGACCUUUCAUCUCAGUCGCCCCCGAGCCCUGUGGGAAGCUCCGCGUCGUUUACCAGCUGCUCUGACGAGCACAGCAAGGAAAGCCCCGCUCCUGACACGCCCAACGCCACCCAGCCAACCGAAUACUACCUGUUCAGACGGCCACCUGGGGGAGAGGAAAAGGAGGCAGAAGAGGAAGAUGAGGAGGGAGAGUUGUCACAUCGUGAUGAAGAUGAGGAAGAGGAUGACGACGAGGAAGAGGAGAGGAAGAAGAAGAGGGAGCAGCAGCAGAUGGGCGGAGCCUGUUCAGACCUCAUCAUUGAGGGACAGGUGUACAUUAACAUCUCCCCUCCCGUGGUUGACCGAGGACCCAUCGGAGGCGGUACUCCCCGCCCCCGUUCCCGUAGCUACGACCGGAACCUGAACAAGUCCCCGCCCCCUCGGCUCGGCUCAUUGGAGCGCAUGCAGAGCUGCCCUGUCCGUCUCAGUGAGGACGCCGCCCCCCUCGGCCCUCCCACUCCGCCACGGGUCACUUCCUUCGCUGAGAUCGCCAGGAGCAAGAGGAAAAACGGAGGAAGCGCUUGCUCUCCUUCUCUCAGGAUGGGGGGAUGUUCAGAUCCCUUCUCCUCCGCCCACUCGGCCCCCUCGGCCCACUCCCACUCCUCGGCCGACUUCUCCCCCAUCCUGGAGAACCUGGGUCAGGGUCCGAGCCACAGUGUGCCCUUCCAGCGCUGCUACAGCCAGGGCAGUGUGGACCGCCACUCACCGGGUGGCGGCGCCAGAGAGACACACGCCACGGCUGAAGGUGGUCUCUCCAGCUCUUCGUGCAGCUCUGCUGUUGUCCGCUACACUAAAGACCAGCGUCCUACCACCCUCCCCAUCCAACCCUUCACCUUCCACCACCAGUUCUCCAAGCUGUCCCGGCCCAAGCCCAUUCUUCCCCUGCUGCCGGGCUACGUCUCUGGGAUGCAGGCGCGGGGUGGAGGGCCUUCUGGAGGUCCAGAGGGGUCUGAUGGGGUCGACGACGACCGAUGGGAAGACUCUGUGCGUCGAUGCCAGAGUGGUGGUACGAUGGGUGGGAUGGUGUCAGCGGUGGCUCCGCUCGGCCCUGGUUCUGUCCGGCCCUCGCCGCUGGGUAGCUAUUCCCCCGUUCGCCUCCAGGGGGUGACCUCCACUUCCUGUUCUACCUGCACCCCCAGCCCCCAGACUCCUCUCAGCCUCUCCUGCCCCCUGUCGGCCGGGCUCCUGCCCCUCCACCAUACCCCUCCCCCACCAGCACGACUUGCGGCUGUCCCUCUGCCUCCCACUCAUCCACCUCCGCCCCUGGGUGUGAAGCGGGAUGCGGUGCCCCCCAUGCUGCCUCCGGUCCCGGGCCAGGUGCAGGGUCAGUGUCACCGUGGGACCCUCCCCGUCCUGCCGGUCGUGCUCCAGGACAGUGAGAUUUCACUGCGAUACGAGGAGACGUCAGACCCUGUGGAGGGGAGCAGAGGACCAGGGUCCAGGACACAACAUGGACACCACCUCUCUCCCCAGACUCUGAAAUGGAGGGAGUAUCGUCGUAGGAACCCCCUGGGGGUGGAGAGGUGUUCCUCUGGGGGAUCAGGCGUACCUGCCCUAUCAGGCAGUCUGGACGGGAAUGGUCGUAGGGGCGUGGCCAGGGGACAGCGAAUCACACGACGGAAUGUGUUUGACUUCCCUCCGGCCUCUAGUGGCCACGCCCUGGGACGACUCAAUGGCCAGUCUGUGAAGCAGCUGCAGCAGUACUACAGUGACUUCCUGCCAGACUACUUCUCCCUGACGGAGCGUCCUCCAGACGAGUUCUGUCUCUCUCCUGACGCAUCCUCUUCGUCAUCGUCCUCCACUUCCUCACAAUCCCACAUCUCCGUGAACCUGCAGCAGAAGAGAGGUUUAGUCAAAGCCAUCAAUACAGCCGUAGAUUUAAUCGUGGCUCAUUUUGGCACCAGUCGGGACCCUGAUGUUAAGGCGAAGCUGGGUAACAGUUGGGUGAGUCCCACUGGGCCACCUGAUCUGAAGUACCUGUGUCCGGCUCUAAGGGAGGGUGCUGGGGGAUGGGCUGAAGGCCUACGUCUGGACCUGAUCAUCGGACAGAGACGCAACCAGCCCUGGAGCCUGGGUAGAGGCCUCCACACAACUAGGUAUGAUGAUGAUGAUGAUGAUGAUUAGAGCAAUAAUCCCUGGAUC